UGGUAUUUUUGACUUACAUAAGCUGGUAACACUCCUGCUUGCUGGAGAAGAAAAUUGUGAAUAAAAUCUGAGACCAAGGCAUAGGGAAUUAUGUCACAACGAAAUCACCGAGUGGACCGCUUCGCCCAGAUGACGAAGCAGGAGGAGAUCAUUGCCAAGAAGCGGCAGGAGAUCCUUGAGAAGCAGAAGACGGCGCAGCUGGCCAAGGCGGUGGCUGCGGCGCAGAACUUGGCGGCGCAACUGAAAACGGAGACGCCUGCGGGAAAACCGAUAGCCAAUGAGGAGGAGGAGGAAGAGGAUUCACACCAGCAGGACGUCGCUGCUCAAGACACAUCCCUAACUACCGGUGAGGAGGCCAAUGGCCUGGAGGUAGUCCACAUUGAGGUUGCUGCUGGCAAGGGAAAGUUAGAGGACGCAGUGGCCCCCAAGACUCUAAACAGCUUUACCGGAAAGACGGGCAAGAUCACAUUCGGCCAGAAGCGCCAGCAGCUGCCGCAGCCCAGUGUGGAACAGCCGCCCCCGAAAGUUAAGAACACUUUCUGCAACGAUGGUUCCUUCCUGGAGAACUUUAAGAAAAUUCUUGAAAAGCAUGAGAAGCCGCCCCAGCCCUUACUUGUUCCACCAGUUUCAGUGUCCAGCGCCGAGGAGAACAAUCUCCUGGAGACGGACACUGCCGAGAACGGCAGUCCUCAGCUGGAGGCGGCAAUCGCCAUUAGCUCGGCAGCCGCCAUGGCCACUUCUAUUACGGUGACUAGCUCAGCGCCAACUCACUUGGCUUUUGGACUGCCCGUACAGGCAGUUCAGCCGCCGCCACCACCGCCGUUCGCUUUCAAUCCCACGCUUUUGCAACAGGGUCCACCGCAGAUGCAGCUACCAGCAGCCUUCUUCCACGGCCACCUGCCCCUGCAUCUGCAUCCGGCGGCAGUUGCUCCUCCACCGCCGCCGCCGCCUCCGCAGCUGCCCAUCGCAUUGGCAAACAUGGGACAGAUUUACAUGCAACUGGGACCGUCUCCAGUGGAGGCCAUGCAGUUAAAUGCCAUACCGGCACCCAAGGAGUUUGACUUAAACGCCAUACCAAAGCCACAAAUAAACCUGGAGGCUAUACAGAUGCCCACUAUCGGCGGACAUUCAGCGGAGCAGCUGGGCCUGCUGCCGGAACACAUGGCAAUGUCCGUCAAUCCUCACCCACCGCCGCCGCCGCCACCUGUGCUGGAGGACCUCGAGCAGCAACAGCCACAUUUGCCACAGGUUGUACCUCCACAGCCGCCUCAGCCUACAGUUGCCCCGCCUCAAGUUUUUUCAGAAACGUGCAUACAAUUGCCAACGUGCUUAGAAAACCUAAUCGCACUGGUCGCGGAAAACGGUGAAGAUUAUGAAGAUAAAAUACGUUUGCAUAGAAGCGAGUUGCAUCCGGCCUUGUGGUUUCUUUAUGAUAAGAGCUGCGAGCAGUAUCGAAGCUAUCGCUCCCAACUCCUUGACUACGAGCGACAGCGUGCUGAGCGGCAACAGGAGCGGGAGCAUCAGCAGUUAAGCCGGGAUCAGCAGCCUCAGCUUAAGGAGCAGGAGCUCCAGCCGCACCAAGAGGAGCAGCACAGCAACUCGGCGGCCGACAAAUACGACCCGGAGUCGGCCAUCAGUGCGGAUUUCGACUCGGAUGAUGAGUACAUGCGGGGCAUGAUGGACCGCAACCGGGACAACAUCAAGCGCCGCAUCGAAUGCCGCAACGAGUUGAGCGACGAGGAAAGGCGUGAGCGGGAAGAGGCGGCCGCAGCCGGAGAAACAGUCGAUCCCGAUGAUCAAGAUGAGCAAGAGGACAAGGAGUCGCAAAGGCAGCGACGAAAGCGCGAGCGCAAAAGCCGCUGGGGCGAAAAAGAGCUGCAGUUGCCAUCCUCAAGCACCUCGGGGCACUUUGGAAACCAAAACAAGCCUAUGCUAAGCAGCAUAACGCGCACUGAUCCCGCACUGCUGCAGUAUGCUCGCCUCAACUACGGCUCCACUCAGCUGACCGAAGAACAGUGGAAGCAGUGCGAGGAGCACUACAAAGUCAACCUCCUGUAUCAGGACAUGAUGCGCAAGCGCCAGGAGAUCGAUCGCCUGGCUCGCGGCGGAAAGUUCAAGUACGAGUACGACUCCGACGAGGACAUUGAGGGCGGAACCUGGGAGCACAAGUUGCGGACAGCCGAAAUGGAAGCCACCUCUUUGUGGGCCAACGCCCUGACCAAGCAAAGUGAGGGAAAGCAUCACAUUGGCGACUUCCUGCCCCCCGAGGAGCUCAAAAAGUUCAUGGAGCAGUACGAGGCGAAGAAGAACAACCGCCAGCCGGACCUGAGCGACUACAAGGAGUACAAACUUAAAGAGGACAACAUUGGAUUCCAAAUGCUGCAGAAACUCGGCUGGAAGGAGGGUCAAGGCCUGGGUCAGGACGGAGCCGGAAUUGUGGAUCCUGUCAACAAGGCUCCGCAGCGCGAUGGAAACCAAGGACUUGGGGUAAGCAGUGCUGCCCAGCCAGAGGACUGCGACAAUGAAUACGACGCGUACCGGAAGCGCAUGAUGUUGGCAUAUCGCUUUCGUCCAAAUCCCUUGAACAAUCCUCGACGCGCAUACUACUAGUAAUACCUUUAUAGAUCAUUAUUACCCAGGAACCAUAUUAUACAGAUAUUCAACCACAAUUUUUGCUGAAUAAAAUGCCCUUGUUUAAAUUAAACAAUGAAAA
Molecule: messenger RNA, 2713 nt
Organism: Drosophila rhopaloa
Lineage: Eukaryota; Metazoa; Arthropoda; Insecta; Diptera; Drosophilidae
Product: formin-like protein 5
Exons: 7
Coding region: 91-2610 (839 amino acids)
Biological process (GO): RNA processing
Cellular component (GO): nucleoplasm
Molecular function (GO): RNA binding
Source: RefSeq, a predicted model, not a curated record